GUAUUUCCGCUUGUGUGUUUCUGCCUGUUAGUUCCUGCCUGGUUUCUGUCCUACCUGUGUUCUGCUCUGUGUGCUUUUUUGAAUUUUGAGUUUUCUUUUUUGUGUUUUUUGGUAGUGCCCUGCGUGGCCUUUUGGUUUCCUGUUUUUUUGUCCCCUGUCAUGUAAGUAAAGUCUUUGUUAAUUUUCCCUUUUUGAGUUUGUGUUUUUUUCCCCUCUGCGUUUGGGUCCCCCCAACCCGUUACGUGACAGAAGGUACCAGCCAGCGCUGGACCCAGCAGAGUUUUUUUUUUUUUUUUUUGUGUGUGUUUGUGUUUUUUGUUUAUCAUGCCGGGGUGGUGGGAGCUCGACCCAGUUUUCGCCCUUGAGCCUCCCAGUGCCCGGGGCGGGCGGUCACGGAGGCGCCGUGGUCGGGCUGCCUCCCGGUCGGCCAGACCUCCAGCUGAUCAGCCAGCGGAUCCUGACCCUUUUGAAGGGUCUCGGCUGGUCAUUUUUCCAGGGUCCGGCCCGCGGGGGUGCCGCCGGUCCCGUCCGGCUGCCCAGCCGGGUUCCCUAUGGCUGGGGUCCAUGUUCCUGUCUCCUGCUCAGGGGUCCGCCUGCUCCGCCCGUUGUUCCGCAGGUGCCACUACCGCCUGCUCCACCCACUGUUCGUGCUUCGCCCACGCCUCGAGCCCCGGAGAGGCCUCCAGAGCCGCCUCGAGCCCCGGAGAGGCCUCCAGAGCUGCCUCGAGCCCCGGAGAGGCCUCCAGAGCCGCCUCGAGCCCCAGAGAGGCCUCCAGAGCCGCCUCAAUCCCCGGGGAGGCCUCCAGAGCCGCCUCGAGCCCCGGAGAGGCCUCCAGAGUCGCCUCGAGCCCCGGAGGGGCCGCCUGCACUGACCCUUGUUCCGCGGGGGCCGCCUGCUCUGACCCUCGUUCCGCAGGGGCCACUGCCGCCUGCUACACCCAAAUUUCGUGCUUCGCUUGCGCCUCGAGCCCCGGGAGGGCCUCCAGAGCCGCCUCGAGCCCCGGGGGGGCCUCCGCAGCCGCCUCGAGUCCCGGGGGGUCCUCCGGAGCCGUCCAGAGCCCCGGAGAGGCCUCCGGAGCCGUCCAUAGCCCCGGAGAGGCCUCCAGAGCCGUCCAGAGCCCCGGAGAGUCCGCCUGCUCCGUCUGUUGUCCCGCAGGGGCCGCCAUGGCCUGCUCUGGCCGCUGUUCCGCUGGAGAAGCCACCUGCCUUUCCCCCUAG
Molecule: messenger RNA, 1218 nt
Organism: Anguilla rostrata (American eel)
Lineage: Eukaryota; Metazoa; Chordata; Actinopteri; Anguilliformes; Anguillidae
Product: neurofilament heavy polypeptide-like
Exons: 2
Coding region: 325-1218 (297 amino acids)
Source: RefSeq, a predicted model, not a curated record